AUGGAGCAUUUGGGUCAUAAUGGUUUGAUCUCUGAGCUUGAAAAUGGAGUCACUUUGUGCUGUGAUGAAGAGUGUUCUGAGAAAGAAAUAGUUACAACUUCCAUUCAGUAUGCUGUCAAAGUGUUGUUGAUGGGUUUAGGAGAAGAUAUCAACAGAGAAGGCAUUAGAAAAACACCACUUCGUGUUGCCAAGGCCCUUUAUGAAGGAACCAGAGGUUAUGUUAAAAGUGUUAAGGAAAUUGUGGAAGGUGCAUUAUUCCCUGAAGGCGGAGUAGAAAAGAACAAAGUUGGUGAUGCAGGAGGAGUAGGUGGACUUGUGAUUGUGAGAGACCUUGACUUUUACUCCUACUGUGAGUCUUGCAUGCUACCAUUCUAUUUCAAGUGUCAUGUGGGCUAUGUCCCUUCUGCUCAAAGAGUUCUCGGUAUAAGCAAACUCUCUCGUGUCACCAAUGUCUUUGCAAAACGUCUCCAAGAGCCUCAGCGUCUUGCAAAUCAGGUCUGUUCCGCUUUGCAUGAAGGAAUACAACCCACAGGCGUUGCUGUUCUGCUUCAAUGCAAACACAUUCCCUUUCCAGACAUGGAAUCAAAUUCUCUUCACUCAAACCACAAAGGG
Molecule: messenger RNA, 612 nt
Organism: Vigna umbellata (rice bean)
Lineage: Eukaryota; Viridiplantae; Streptophyta; Magnoliopsida; Fabales; Fabaceae
Product: GTP cyclohydrolase 1-like
Biological process (GO): tetrahydrofolate biosynthetic process; tetrahydrobiopterin biosynthetic process
Cellular component (GO): cytoplasm
Molecular function (GO): GTP cyclohydrolase I activity; GTP binding; zinc ion binding
Source: RefSeq, a predicted model, not a curated record